Molecule: messenger RNA, 9117 nt
Organism: Ruditapes philippinarum (Manila clam)
Lineage: Eukaryota; Metazoa; Mollusca; Bivalvia; Venerida; Veneridae
Product: thyroid receptor-interacting protein 11-like
Exons: 25
Coding region: 173-7663 (2496 amino acids)
Biological process (GO): endoplasmic reticulum to Golgi vesicle-mediated transport; Golgi organization
Cellular component (GO): Golgi apparatus
Molecular function (GO): small GTPase binding
Source: RefSeq, a predicted model, not a curated record
GUUUGCGCACUUAGUCCAAGAUGGCGGCCGCCGUGUUGGCAUUUAUGAUAUUUACAAAAACAUAACAGUUUUCUCCAUAUGACAACCAAUUUGAUUAAGAUUAACCCAAUAUGGCAUUGUCUUAGAUUAUUACAAAAUGAUCUAAUAGUGUUAAAUCUACUGAAUUAUUAGAAUGUCGUGGUUGGGAGGCAGUUUUUCCUCGUUGACAGGUCAACUGUCAAAUCUCACAAAAGAUAUUUUGACUGAAGGAACAGAGGAAGUGAGUGAUCAUGUGACUGAGUUACGGCUCGCCCAGGAGAAAAUUAAGGAGCUUGACACGGUGUGCGUUAGUCAGAAGAUCGAGAUAGAUCGUCUGAAGUUAUUAAAUAGAGAAGCGGAGGAGAAAGCUGAAGGGUCAGAAUUACAGAUAAAUAGAAUAUCUACAGAAUACAGAACAUUACUAGAGGAAAAAGAAAAAGAAAUAAAGACAUUAAAGCAUGAAGUACAGGAGUUGAAAAGUUCCUAUGUGAGUUCGGAAACGCAACCUGCAGUACUCCGACUUGACAGUGACAAUGGUUUUGAAAGUGUUAGCUAUGGAGGGGAUGAACAUGACUUUAGUGACAGUAUUGCCAUGCAACAUGACAUCAACCGUCUCCGUAGCGACCUGCGUCAGGUUCAAGCCCAGUGUCAGCAUUGGAAAGAGCUUGUUCAACAACAAAAUAAAUUUGGAGAUGGAUCUGUGCCUGAUAGCAAGGACAAUGAAGCUGUACUCAAAAAACAAUUACAGGAACUACAACAUCAACUGGCACAUGAAAAGGACUCCAGGCAGCAUGAGUUAUCUGCCCUUCAAGACUCACAAACACACAAACUUGCUCAGAUGCGGAAAAAACACAAAGAAGAGAUUGCUCAACUCAAGGCCAAGAUGCAAGAAAUGGAUUGGGGGUCAGAGGGCUGGGAAUCUCAGGUACCUGAGGAGACUGCCAGUCUGAAAGCAUCUAUUGCAGCAUUAAAUGAAGAAAUCACAAACCUUAAAUCAGAGAGAGAAUCUAACUUGAAACAGAUAACAAGUCUGAAGGAAUCAGUGGAGGGAUACCAGUCUGAAUUAUCUGUCAAACAGGCACACAGUCUACAUCUAGAAAACCAGCUUAAAGUGGCAAAAGAGGAGAUCAAGCGUUUGGAAGAAGACCGUGAUCAGGUGGGCAGAGAUUUAGUGGAAACUAAAGAACAACUCUUAGAUCAGCUGGAUGCAAACCAUGCUGAUACUUUGGAGAUAUUGAGUGAUUUACGGGAUGUCCGUCAACAGAUGGAUAUGAAGGCCAUUGACCGUAGAAAUAAGUUACUCUUGGAAAAAGAUAAACUUGUUAAUCAAUUGAUUUCAUCAAAUGAACAGAAGAAAGAAUUAGAAAGUGCUGUAAGUAACUUAACUGAUCUGAAUGAUUCACUGAGGAAUGAAACCCAGUCAUUGGCAGAAGAACUAGGGGACAAAGAACAACAAAAACUAACUGCUGGAGUGAUGGACAGUUUAGAGAAGGAAACACUUGUAUUGCGUGAACAGAAUGUAGGUUUACAGGAACAAGUUGCUCUACUAGAGAAAGCUUUACAAAAUGUUAACCAAGAAAGACUGACUGUCAGAGUUAGCUCAAGUUCUGACCUACCGUCUGGUGCCGAUGAUUUAAUGAUAGCCAGUGACUCUGCCUCCCUGACCUCUGACCUUUCAGAAAUUUCUAGACGUAACCUUGAACUUGAUGAGCAGGUCAAUACACUUAAAGGUCAAAUCUCGAACUAUGAAACAGAGAUUAAUCAAUUUGAAAUGAUGCAAUCUGAUUGGUUGAGUGAAAAGGAGGCUCUGGAAGGGGUACUUGUAGAGCUGAGAAAUCAGUUGAAAGCUAAAGAGAAUUCACUAAAUGUGGCGGAAGCUAAGAAGGGUUUGUUAGCUGUUGCUAAGCAUGAGGCUAGUACUUCUGGCCUUCCUGACCUUAUUGACCCUACUGCUGCCAUUGAUGGUAUGGGGGAGACUUCUAGUAACAGUAUGGUGGAGGAAAUUGAACCAAACAAAGAUAGUAUGGCAGAGAUAGCUGAUGAAGUGGUAGAGCUAGAUAGAAAAGUUGGAUUAUUAACUGAGGCUAAUGCACAGUUAGAGCAAGAGAGAGAUUUGUUAGUAGAGGAAAAGGCAGCACUGCAGAAAGAGGUAACAACCUUGAAAUCAACAUUGUUGUGUCAGUCUGCCUCCACCACUGAUAACUCUAAGACAGAAGCAGGGAAAAUACAAAAGGAAUCUUUUUUAAAUGGUCCAUUGAAAGAAAAAGAGAUGGAACUUCAGGCUUUAGUGGGUGGAAGAGAUGACUCAGAAGAAAAUAGGGGCGAAUCACCUGAAGACAAGUUACAAGACAAGGAAGAAAUGGAAACACUAAUACAAUCACAAAAAGAAGAAAUUGAAGCAUUGGAAAAAGAAACUGUUGAGUUAAAGAAAAAAUUAAGAGGUAAGAAUGAAGAAAUUGUUAAUUUGUCACUAGAAAAGGAAGAAAUGAUGACUAGUUUAGAAGAGUUAGAUAACCAACAUCAAGAAGCCAUGAGUCAUAUCAUAAAGAUAAAAGAUCAAGUUUCAAAAUCAAAUGAGGAUUUGAAGAAAAAAUUGGCUCAAUCAGAAGCAGAGAAGAGGUCUAUGCAAGGAGAAUUUGAUAAACUCAAAACCCUAAACCAGUCUGCUGAAUCCUCAUCAUCAAAUGAGUUGAAUCAUCAGAUUGCCGAGUUAAAAGAUGAAACAUCUGAUCUUCGACAGAAGCUUGAAAAAAGCAAUGGAACCAUUGCAGCACUACAGAAAGAGCUGAGCAGGAAAGAAGACGAGCUGAACGAAAUGAGUGACAAACUAGCAUCAAGUGCUGAAGCUUUGAAUAACUUACAUAUGGAUAAGCAAGAACUGCAAGAAAAGGUAAAUAAAUUAAAAGCAGAUUUAAGUUCCCAAGCGGAUAAGCUUAAGACAUUAAAAGCUGAAAAGGAAAAAAUUAAACAAGAUCUGGAAACUUCUGGCGCAAAUGACUCUAAUGAAAAUGAUGAAAGUCAGGACUCUAGUGAAACAGAAACUGAACAGUUGAAUUUACAAGUAAGUCAGCUUAGCUCAGACUUAGAAAAUGCGAAUGAACAGUUAAAAGAAAAGUCAGUUGAAUGUAAAAGAUUGGCUGGUCUUUUGAAAAAAGCAGAGGAUAUGCAUAAUGAAUUUAAUAAGACAAUUGAGGUUUCAGAUGCAGAAAAUACUACAUUAAGAUCUAAGAUUUCACAGCUUGAGGCUGAAGAGCUUAGUCUUAAAGAAAAACUCACAGCUGCAAGUCUUGAUUGUGAAAAAUUGAAAGAAGAAAGUGAAAGAAAGACCUCAGAAUGUGAAAGUUUUAGUAGACACAUACAUGCUGUUGAAAAUAAGGUAACAACUGUCAAGACUGAACUUUCAGAAAAAAUAAAAGAAAAUACCCAGUUAUCUAGUCAAGUAGAAAUUCAUAAGAAUGAGUUAUCAAUUUUAAAACAGAAGUUAAAAGAGAAAGAGGCAGGGUAUGAAUCAUUACACAAAGAAAAUGCAAAAGUAAAAGACUUAUUAGAGGACACUGCUGAUAAAUUACAUUCCAAAUGUGAAGAGUGCCAGAUAUUGACUGAAAAAGUUGAUCAAUUAAAAGGUGAAUUAGAAGAGUCUGUCAAUUCUGUUGAAAAUGAAUAUGAAGCUCAAUUGUUAAGUGCAACAGGUGAACUGGUUUUAGUAAAGGAAGAAUUAGCAAGUAGGACAGAGGAAUGGGAAAAGCUGGACAAUGAACUCUAUUUAAAAGAUGAAGAGAUCUCCAAGCUAAAGGAAGGAAAAAGUGCAAUGCAAAAAGAGAUUGAACAUUUAAAGGUUGAAUUUGAUCAUGUUAAAGAGGCAAGUGAAACAAAUUCCAAAGAAGCAUAUGAGUUAGUUUUGCAAGAGAAGCAGGUGCAAAUUGAUACCUUGACAGCUGAGUGUUCUCGACUGAAAAGUGAAAGAACUAGUCUUGAUCAGAAAACUACUGAUCAAAAACAACAUUAUGAAAAUUAUAUAAAAGAACUAAAAUCAGUUAGUGAAACAGAUUCAUCAGACCACCAAACACAGUUUAAUGAAUUACUGGAAAAGUCUCAUAAAAAAGAUCUACAAAUUUCUGAAAAUGAAUCAAAGCUUAGUAAUAUAUAUGCCCAGCUACAGGAUUGUCAGAAGGAAUUGGAGACAUUGGAAGAAAAAAAUCAAGAUCUGCAAACUGACUGUGAUGCUUACAUUCAGGAAAUUUCUAAACUCAAGAAAUUAGUAGAAAAAUUAUCUUCUGAGAAUGAAAGCAUGUUAAAAUCUGUAAAGGAACAAGAACUUACUGAAGCAGAAUUGAACAGUGUUCAAGAGGAGCUAGAUGCAGUUAAAACUGAAAAACUGUCCCUUGAAAGUGAAAUUCAGAACUCUAAUUCCCAGAAAUGUAAAAUCCUUGAGGAGAGCAAAAUUGAAAAAGAUCUGUUGAAUUCCCAAAUAAAAGAGUUACAAAAUGAAUUGAAUUCUUUAAAACAAGGUGAAUAUGGUAACCAGAAUACUCAAGAUCAGCUGGAGCGUGAAAGAGAAUCAUUAAAAGAGAGAGUAAGUUAUUUGGAAACUGAGUUAGAGAAGAAUAAACAACUCAUUAAGGAUCAAGAGGCAGGCAUAGCAGACUUAAAUCAGAAAAGAGCGGAUCUUCUGCAAGAGUUAAAUAAGGACUCAGAAAAAAUAAAAUCACAAGAUGGUAUCAUAGAGGUGCUUAAACAUAAUGCUGUUCAAAAGGAGGAUGAAAUUACUUUGCUUACCCGUAAACUUAAUCGUGCCAAGUCAUUUAUUGAUGAAGAACAAAUAAUUCAAGUUGAGAGUGCAGGGAACAACUCAGUACCUCAGUAUAACCUACCUGCUCUAGAGUAUAUACACAAGAGUGAAGUUCAGAAACCAGAAGUUGAAGAGAAGAUAGUAAAAGUUGAAACUCAGAAGAUGUUGGGUAUGCAGACACCUAACGGUGACCUUGCCACAGAGCAUACAGAACAUGUGCAUGAUGUCAUACUGGAAAUAGAAAAACUUCAAGGGCAGUUGAAAGAAAAAGACAACAUCAUAUCAGAGUUACAAAGAAAUAAUGCCUCAUUGCUGAAAAUAAUGGACUCCAAAUCCAAAUCUCAGGGGGAUAAUUCUCUAUCGGAGAUGCACAAACUUGAAAAUGAAGUAAGAUCCUUGAAGACUGAAAGGGAACAGAUGAUGGAUGUUCUGAAUGAAAAGUCCAGGGAAAGCAGCAAUUCAAAAGCUGAAAUUUCAAAGCUAAUGAAUAUUGUAGCUGCUCAAAAGACUGCACUUGAAAAGUUACAGAAAGAUAAUCAAGAUAUAAUUGCAAAAAGAUCGCCAGAUGGUGAUGGUGCUCAUUUAGACGACAUGCAAAAAGAAACUGUUAAAAACUUAUCAAGAAUAAUAAGAGACAAAGAUCUUGAAAUAGAAUCAUUGACUCAGAAAAAUGCAACACUGUUGUCAGUACUGCAGGAGUCUUCAACUGAAGGUGCUCAAAUUAAUUCACUUAUGUCUGAAAAAGAUACCCUGGUUAAACAGUUAGCAGUGUUACAAGGUGAAAGAGAACAAAUGAUAACAUAUCUGAACCAGAAACAUCAGGAAAGUGUGGCUUAUCAUGCAGAGGUUCAAAGGUUAACCGCAUUUAUAAAUACUGAAAAUGAAAAAAAUGAAAAAAUAAAAUCGGCAUACGAACAACUGGUGCCUCAGUUUGAAGAUAAGAAACAAUCAUUACUAAAAGCUCAGAAUGAAUUGAUAAAUUAUAAGCAGAAAUUACAAGAAUUAGAAGUAAAAACUGGUAAAAUGAUUCAACAGACUGAAUCAGGAGAAACUGUAGAUAAAACUUUGUACGAUGCAAAGAUACAAGAAAAUACCAAACUUCAAGAAAGGUAUCAAGAACUCAUUGAAAAUGUUAAAGAAAAAGAAACAAAGAUACAAAAUAUGUAUCAGCAGGUCAGUGACAUGGAACAGAACUUUAGAGCUAGUGAUAGUGAGAGGGCCAGUUAUAAAAAGCAAGUAGACAGUUACAUGUUUCAGGUCCAUGGUUUACAAACAGAGCAAGGUGAUUUGAAAACUGAAAUUACUCAACUGAAACAACAGCGAGAUUCUUUGUCAUCAGAGUUUCAGGGGCUUAAAGAUGCCAAUCAUAAAUUAACGCUGCAGCUACAGGAUCGAGACUUUGAGGUUUCUAGUCUUCAGGAGAAGUCAAGGUCACUUACCUCAAUGAUACAAGAGCAACAAGGUGAGAAGGGACAACUUGAGCAUGUCAUUCAAGAGAAUGAGACAACACAGAAACAUAUCAAACAGUUAACUUACGAGAGGGACCAGGCGUUACUAGGGAGACAACAUACACAAGAACAAAAUAACCAGUUAUUGAAAGAUAUACAGUCUUUAAAAGAGAGGGAAGCAAAGUUGAAUCGAGAAUUAAAUAGAUUAAGGCAACAUUUAAUACAGAUAGAGGAAGGCUACACGAAGGAAGCACUGGCAGCAGAAGAGCGGGAGAAAGACUUGCGCACACGACUUACUUCUGCUGAGGAAAAUGCGUUACAUUCUUCAUCUGCUGUGGAAUCAGCAAAUCAGCAUGCCAGUCAACAGUUAGACAGUCUACAGCAACAGCUACAUUUUGUAUCACAACAACGUGACCAGGCAUAUCUUCAAAUAUCUAGUCUACAAGAACAAAACCAGAUGUACUCUAGCUCAAUGACUAAUCUACAGAUGGUUCUAGAAGAAUUCCAACAUGAGAAAGAACGAAUGGUUGCCGAGGAAACGGAAAGAUACACCAAGGAGGUGAAGACGCUAAGAGAGCAAGUGAAUAAAUUACAGGCAGACCUAAAAUACACAAAGGAGCAGUUAGAGGAGGCGUCAGAUGGACUAGAGGCUGCGUCAAGACUCAGCGAGCAACUUGACAGGAAGGAGGAGGCCCUCGAUGCCCUCAGAGAGGAAGUUCAAAUCCGUGAAUCAGGACUGAAAGUUGUAGAAGAUGAGCUGAGAAACCUGAAGAGUAGAAAUGAUGACAGGGUGGACAAGUUAGUGAUAAAGAAUUUAUUCCUGGGAUACUUCACGGCCCCUCAGAAUAGUAAACAUGAGGUGUUACGGGCAAUUGGUGGUGUGCUACAGUUCUCAUCAGAAGAUUUUGAAAAGAUUGAUGGUAAGCACAGUGGAGGGGGUUGGGUACCAGGCUUUUUAAGGUUCUCUGGGGGACAGAAAACAUCCUCACCCCCUACAACACCAGUGAGAAGGUCAACUAUUGGGGCUACACCUUCAAAACCAGUAGAUAAUUCAUUUUCCCAAAUGUUUGUCAAAUUUUUGGAGCGCGAAUCGUCGCCACCACCACCAACGGUCCGCCUGCCUGCGGAGGAGAUGGUAAGAGAUGUACAGAAACAGAAAGAGACACAUAAACCAGCUUAUAAUCCAUUCACAGCACCGAGACAUGUUGCUAUGCCAACAGGUGGAACGCCUACGUUAGGAACACCAAAUACACAACAUUUAUUAAUGAGUUCAACAGUUUCAGUUUCACAAACUUUACCGACAUUUGCGGCACCGACAGAAAGUUCGAAAACUCCGCCUGGAUCAGGUCGGAAUACACCGGCUUCCACGACUUCUGGGGCGAUAUUAAAAGAUGUGUUAAAUAGAUAACACCAAAUGUUGUAAUUGUAAAUUAAAUUGUAAAUUAUUUUAUGUGGUCAUUUAUUCUGUUAAAACAGCAAAUGGUGUUCUUAUAUAUGUACAUUCAUGUAUAAUUGUAUAUGUAUGUACACUGUGAGUUUGUGUUUUUGCAAACCACUGCCAGGCAUUUAUAAGUCAGUACUGGUUAAAAAAAAUAAUGUUAUAAAAAGAGGAAUUGGAACAAAAAGUCAAGCAUUAAUUUAUGUGCAAUUCCAUACAAAGUUCACUUUCAAUUUUAAUUUUGUAUUUUAAUUAAUGUUAAACGAAACAUUAUAAAACCAUAGUAUAUAGAAUUAAAGAAGAACGAGCCAAAAUGUAAGGUAAACAAUGAGAGUUUACAGAAAAUUUUUAGAGAAAUAAAAAGCUUUGAAACAGUUCAUGACAUAAUAUUUAUAAUAAUAUAUUGAUUGUAUGUUAUAAAUAACAUAGGUUGUAAUAAUUAGACAGUAACUGGAUGAUGAUACCUGAAUUUAAUAUCUCUAUAGAAUUGCUCUAAUUGUCCGUUUAUUACACAAUUUUUCUUCUCAUCUAUGUUAGUGGGUUUUAUUUUGUAUUUUUUGUUUGUUUCUUUUUUGGCAUUUAAAGUUAAGAUUUUAUUUUGUUUUUCAGUAUCAUUAUUAAAUGUCUGUGAUACGAUGGAAAAUUACCAUAUAAAGAUUAUCUUUGACAAACAUUAAAAACAUGUUUCUAUGUAAUUAUCCAGAGAAAUAUGACCCCCCCCCAAGAGAUUGUUGCAUAUGUAUAUAUAUUUACAUUUCUUUUUUUUUUCAUGAUUCCAUGAAGCAACAAAAAUGACAUAGAUAUUUGAUAUCUUUUGAAAAUAUAUAGAGCCAUUUCUUAUUGUUAUUGAAAAAAAUUUCUGUCAUUUUCUUUUCUUUUGAAGUCUAUAUCUAGGUUAAUGUUAAGUAGUAUGAGAAGUAUUGUGCUGAGAAGAGAUCAAGACUAAGCAACAUUUAUUUAUGUAUAGGUUAGAAAUUUUCUACAUAAACAUUUAAACAAUGUACAUGUGAUUAAUAGUAUGUAUUUUAUUUGAGCAUUUGAAUGAGUAUUUCUGCCUUAGAUGUUGUAAAGAAUCAUGAAUAUAUUGGGAUGACCUUGAUUAGGAUAUCCUAAAAAUAAAUGAUGAGAUACUGUGAGUUAUCUGUUAAUAAUUUUAGGGGCCAUCAUGUUUUUCGCUUGGAUAAGCAUGCCUGAAUUACGGUUAACCAAAUUCGUAAUUAAUUGUAUUAUACUACCUAACAGCAAACAUGGCAUCAUUUGGUUUGUGCUCAUAGAAACAUCAUUAUUUAAAUUAUUUUAUUGUAUUAUAAUUUAUUAUAUAUAAAUGUAUAUUACAUUAUGAAUAUUAUACUGGUGAAUUGUGGGAAAAGAUUUUUCCUGUUUUCACUGUGGACAUGGCAAAAAUAAAAAAUGGAUGAAAAGAG